Molecule: messenger RNA, 1786 nt
Organism: Pistacia vera
Lineage: Eukaryota; Viridiplantae; Streptophyta; Magnoliopsida; Sapindales; Anacardiaceae
Product: tetracycline resistance protein, class A-like
Exons: 14
Coding region: 10-1347 (445 amino acids)
Biological process (GO): transmembrane transport
Molecular function (GO): transmembrane transporter activity
Source: RefSeq, a predicted model, not a curated record
AGAGAAAUUAUGGAGAAGUUAACAAGUUUGAGCCACCUCUUUGUGACAGUCUUCCUCUCAAGAUUCGCUAGCUUCAUGGUGAUUCCAGCCAUUACCGAUGUCACCAUGUUCGCUCUUUGCCCUGGUCAGGAUGAGUGCUCCCUCGCCAUUUACCUCACCGGAUUCCAGCAGGCGAUAAUAGGAUUAGGAACGAUGGUGAUGAUGCCAGUAAUUGGGAAUCUAUCAGACCAAUACGGGAGGAAAGCCAUGCUCACAUUGCCCAUGACAGUAUCCAUCAUUCCUUUAGCUAUUUUGGCAUAUAGCAGGACCACCAGCUUCUUUUAUGCCUAUUACGUUAUCAGGACUCUCACUGCCAUGGUUGGUGAAAUCAGCAUCAAUUGCCUAGCUCUUGCUUACGUGGCAGAUAACAUCCCAGAAGGACAACGGGCAUCAGCAUUCGGAAUUUUAUCUGGUGUAGGUACCGGCGCCUCCUUUGUCUGUGGAACCUUGGCCACUCGUUUCCUCUCCACAACUUCCACAUUCCGGGUUGCUACAUUAUUCUCCAUGAUUGCAGCUGUGUACAUGAGAGUUUUUCUCAAGGAGAGUUUACGCCCUGAUGAGGAUGGUUUAACGCAGCCAAUUAUCAAAGGAGGACCGGAUGAUAAUCAAAAUGAGAGGGCUGAUUCUCCAAGGAAGAUAUGGGAAUUCAAGAACAUCCCAUCAGUAAGGGAUGUUACUUGUUUACUCAAGACUAGCGUUACCUUUUCGCAAGCGGCGGUUGUUUCAUUUUUCAGCAGUCUAGCAGAUGGAGGAAUACAAGCUUCAUUACUGUACUUCUUAAAGGCUCAAUUUCACUUCAACAAAAACCAGUUUGCUGAUCUGAUGCUAAUUCUUGGGGUUGCAGGAAUGGUUUCACAGCUCCUUUUCAUGCCCUUUUUAGCACCUAUUAUUGGAGAAAGAAAACUGCUUUCGAUAGGGCUUUUUGCGGGUUGUAUAAAUAUGUUAGUUUCCAGCAUCGCCUGGGCAACUUGGGUUCCAUAUGCAACCACUGCUUUUGGUGUUUUCGCUGCCUUCGGAGCUCCAUCGUUACGCAGCAUUGCAUCGAAACAAGUUGGGCCACAUGAGCAGGGAAAAGCUCAAGGAUGUAUAUCAGGCAUAAGUUCCCUUGCCACCAUUAUUUCUCCAUUUAUAUUUAGUCCUCUGACAGCUCUGUUCCUUUCUGAUGGGGCACCAUUUUAUUACCCGGGGUUCAGUAUUAUGGGCAUUGGACUCGCAUUGAUGAUUGCAUUCAUUCAAAGUCUUAUGAUAAGGGAUGCUCCUUCAACUUCCAAGUCACAAAAUCAGUACUGCAUAGUGGCCGAGGCCUAGUUCUCUGAAGCUUAUGAUCUACUCUAAUGUAAAAGGUGAUUCUCGUUAGUCUUUAAGCUGCUGGAGCAAUGUUACUGUAUCGGUACGCAAGGAGAAAUCUAAGAAAGAUCUUGCUGGAGUUACUGUGAAUUCAAGCUCAGCUAAUGACAGAAGGGUUUAUCCUUUGAUUUAUAGGUUGCUUCCAUUAGGAAGAAGAAAAAGUUAAGUAAAUACAAAUUAUACAGUCAUGAGAGUAGUCAGUAUUCGAUAAGACAACUCUCCAUACUCUCUUGUAUUAGGUCCACAGAAUGUAAUAUCUUCAUCUCGUUAGCUUAGACUCUGGGAAUUUAUCAGAGCUUCUAUAUUGUAAAUUGCUCAAAUACACAUAGCAUUUUGUUUAUGAAGUGACUCAACAAGUGUUGCUUGAAGACUAACAAUAAUAAACUUAAUUACAUUGCUU